Molecule: messenger RNA, 1800 nt
Organism: Periconia digitata
Lineage: Eukaryota; Fungi; Ascomycota; Dothideomycetes; Pleosporales; Periconiaceae
Source: the annotation of a GenBank genome assembly
AGGCCAACAGCGGCUCAAAUCCGAGUCUGUUCAUCAAAGGCGAAGGGCAUACAACUGUGUUCAGCUGGUUGUUAUCAAAGGAGUUGUUGCAGAGGAGAGGGGCUGUGCGAAGCUUCCCAGAAUUACAGUCCGCAAGGAGCUCCAGUGCGCCAUCUCUGCGCCCAUGACAAAAUGCCGCCUUACCUAUCACCCUUACAUAUAGCUCACCGAACGUUACCUGAUCGCUGCGAACCCGCCAACCAUUUCCUCUACAGCCUUUCCGUCUUCCUCGGCUCCUGUGUUCCUACAAAUCUCGCCUUCAUUUCUACCCUCCUCGGUACCUUGAGCAUCGUAUCGUGGCUGUUCGCCCAACUCCCCCAAAUAUACAAAAACUACAAGUUGAAGUCAACGUCUGGUCUCAGCAUAUUCUUUCUCACCGAAUGGUUGCUGGGUGAUUUGUCUAACCUGCUGGGGUCCCUCUUCACCCAGCAGGCGACGUGGCAGGUCAUUAUCGCUGGAUAUUAUGUCUUCGUUGACUGUGCUCUUUGCUUCCAGUGGGUGUGGUACGCGCUCUUGAAGCAUGGCCGGCCUCUUCGCCCCGCUUGGGACUUCAGACAUUCAGCCAAUGGCAACGGUGCAUCCGAUAUGGGCCAGUCGGGGGACGGGAUGAGCAUCGCAGAUAGCCAAAGUUCAGCAACUGUCUCACAAUCGACACCUAGAGUCAUUCCGGCCGACCAGAAGGAUGAUACUCUCUCUUCGAGUCCGCGGCAAAAUACCCCCAAGCGCUCCAAUCCCAUGGACGCCUUUCGCAUGCCAAACUAUGCUCGCUCUCCCAGUUCUUACAAAGAAUCAUGGCAAGGAACCCCUUCCGGAGCUACACCUACAAACCGUGACAUAAGACGUGUAGCUGCAUCAUCAUCUCCUGGCGGCGUGUCCCUCUCCCCGAAAACGGUUCUAUACAUCUCCCUCGUGCUCGCCAUUCUCUCCCACACUUCGACUGCGAAACCAGUGAGCCCCUUUGCCCCAGCUCCUUACAUAAACCACACGCCUAUCCGCUCAACCGCCUAUACCUCAUCGUCUUCUCAAGCCACACCUACCGAAAUUGCUGGGAAAGUACUCUCGUGGAUGAGUACCCUUCUCUACCUCGGCUCCCGCCUUCCACAACUCUACAAAAAUCACGUCCGCAGAUCAACCGCCGGCCUCAGCCCCACACUCUUCCUAGCCGCUUUUUUUGGUAACCUCUUCUACUCGAGCUCGCUCCUUACCAACCCCUGCGCAUGGUCUGAUUUCGCACCCGGGCAGGGUGGUGGCUGGGUUGGCCUUGAAGGUAGCGUACGCGAGGAUUGGGUGUUGCGCGCAACACCAUUUUUCUUGGGCGCCGCCGGAGUGCUGGUCAUGGAUGCAGCCGUGGGUUUCCAGUUCUGGUACUUUGGCGACGGAGAUGAUGUCGACGGUACCGACACGUCUCGUGGUCGUGGAAAAGCGCGAAACAGCGAUAGCGAUAGCGUUGUCUCGGUGGUUCUUGUCAAUGACGAUGGAGCAAGGAAGCGUCGGCGCGUCAGAUGGAGGAGGGUAAGUGGGUGGAUGCGUGGGUGGGUUCCAGCGGUUAGUGUUGCUGGAACGCCUAGUGGAAGUCGCGCGUCUACCCCAGCACCUGAUGCCCACCCUCACACUCCAACAACUGAAGAUGCGGAGGGUCGCGAGAGGAGCUCGAGCAUUCCCAUCUCAUCGAGGGGCGCGUUGGAUGAGGCCAGAGCGUUGUUGGGAACGCAGAGACACGCCAGUCCUAGAAGUUUUGGAUAUGGGGGCGUAGGGGGUUAG